Octopus sinensis (East Asian common octopus) is the source of this 1087-nucleotide messenger RNA. Its product is annotated as sorting nexin-12. Bases 51 to 530 code for a protein of 159 amino acids. The record is from RefSeq and is a predicted model, not a curated record. Gene Ontology annotation, cellular component: early endosome membrane; retromer complex. The transcript is spliced from 4 exons. Gene Ontology annotation, molecular function: phosphatidylinositol-3-phosphate binding. Gene Ontology annotation, biological process: late endosome to Golgi transport; endocytic recycling. Lineage: Eukaryota; Metazoa; Mollusca; Cephalopoda; Octopoda; Octopodidae.
AGUUGUCAUAAAGUGAUUACGUCAGAAGCCGUCGGGGCCCAACAGUCAGGAUGAAUACGGCCACUGCUCGCAUUCAACCCAAAAAACAAACUUUAGAAGAUGCCUAUUCACCUCCGGCCAAUUUUCUAGAAAUAGACGUCUGCAAUCCACAAACACAUGGACUAGGCAAAAAGCGAUACACCGAUUACGAAGUCCGAAUGAGGACUAAUUUACCAGUUUUCAAGUUAAAAGAUUCUAGUGUCCGUCGACGUUACAGUGACUUUGAAUGGUUAAGAAAUGAACUUGAACGAGACAGUAAGAUUGUUGUUCCAGCUCUCCCCAGAAAAGCAUGGGAAAGGCAGUUACCAUUCCGUGCAGAUGAUGGUAUUUUUGAAUCGGAUUUUAUUGAAGAAAGAAGAGAAGGCCUAGAAUCAUUCAUAAACAAGGUUGCUGGUCAUCCAUUAGCACAAAAUGAACGUAGCUUGCAUAUGUUCUUGCAAGAGCCAGCCAUUGACAAAAAUUAUGUUCCAGGAAAAAUUCGAACAACAUGAAAAAUUUAAAAUUAAGACACUAUAUUUUACUGUGACCCAGAAGUUUUUUUCUUUUUCUUUUUUUUUUUUCAUUCUUUCUUCCUCUCUCUUUUUUUUUUCCAAGACGCAUCUUCUGUGGCAUCAGAUCACUAAAGUUGGAUAAGUGGGAAUUCUUUCUCUCUCUUUCUCUUGCUAUCUUCCUCCCCCUCUCUCUCUCUCUCAUUCUCUCUUUCCCUUCCUCUUCUCGUUAUCAGGAUGCAAUGCCAGUUACUUUUAUCACACUCACAGAUGUUGCUCUUCAUUUUAGUUGUGAAAGUUUUGCCAACAUAUUUACAAACUUUAUAACUUUCUGAAGCAUUCAGAAUUAUUAACUGAAAAUACUUUAUUAUUAUUGUUAUUAUUAUUAUUAUUAUUAUUAUUAUUUGGUUCUCUUGCUGGACUGGAAUAUAUCCAUAACUCCUAACCUUAAACUUUCCCCUUUCAAUCUAUUCUCACUUGAUUUCUUUUCUCUCAUAAUUUUCUUUUAGUAAUUGUAUGACAGCAGUUAUACGUAUAUAUAUACAUACAUAUAUAUAUAU